This is a messenger RNA of Exophiala bonariae, 927 nucleotides long. RefSeq lists its product as uncharacterized. NCBI's taxonomy places the organism in Eukaryota, Fungi, Ascomycota, Eurotiomycetes, Chaetothyriales, Herpotrichiellaceae. Gene Ontology annotation, biological process: polysaccharide catabolic process. The record is from RefSeq and is a predicted model, not a curated record. The transcript is spliced from 4 exons. Gene Ontology annotation, molecular function: cellulase activity. Bases 1 to 927 code for a protein of 308 amino acids.
AUGGGUUUACGAUCCCUCGUUAGCGCGGGAUUCCUGCUUCUUCCCAUCGCCGUCACCCUCGGCCUUCUGCUUGGCCUACAGGCACAUAGGGAAGCCCGUGGUAUGCCACCGCCAUUUGUGAGCAACAAAGUCUCGACCGAUACCUAUUGUCAAAGGGCAUUUGGUAUCUCACCAGCCACCCGUGGUCUACAGUACACUUUGAAUCCCAAUCAAUGGGGUAUCGCAGACAAUUAUACUGGUCCUGGAGGUUUAUGCAUGAAUGUCACGAGCUUUGAGAAUGCCAGUUAUCCAACAAACACGUCCGCACCACAAUGGUCCAUCACGUGGCAAUUCCCUCCUGGUCCUCCCACUCAACCUGUCCACGCCUUCCCCAAUAUCAAGCUCGAUCCCGACGCCGUCUUCCCCAUCGAAAUCUCAAAGGUCGCGGCCAUUCACUUCUCGGCUGAGUGGGCGUAUGGGGUUGGGGACGUCAAACCCAACACCACCAACGUGAACGACCUCCUCGCCGCCGACGUCAAUUCCAACGUCGCCAUCGACAUGUUUUUGGAUUCGGAUCCCGACAAAGCCGUGAGUUCGACCGACGCCAAGUACGAAGUCAUGGUGUGGCUGGGUGUCUUUGGUGUGGCCACAGAGCCUAUUGGUUUGAAACAAGGAGCACUGAAGACGCAGUCUGUCAACGGUACCAAUUUCAAUCUCUACUUUGGUGAGAACGGCCUGGGUCAGAGUGUCUUGACCUGGGUGGCUGAUGGAACGGUCCAAAACUUCAACGCCGACAUUGGCCCUCUGUUGCAGGGCUUGACCGGAUUGGGAGGUCCCACCGUCAAUGAUCACCUUGGUUAUCUCGCGUUCGGUUCUGAAGCCCUCAGUGCGUCUACCAACAUCACCUUUUGGAAUCCAGACCUCCACAUGGACGUCAUCUCCAUAUAA